Molecule: messenger RNA, 3291 nt
Organism: Malassezia globosa CBS 7966
Lineage: Eukaryota; Fungi; Basidiomycota; Malasseziomycetes; Malasseziales; Malasseziaceae
Exons: 1
Coding region: 1-3291 (1096 amino acids)
Molecular function (GO): protein binding; RNA binding
Source: RefSeq, a predicted model, not a curated record
AUGGCUUUGCGUCCUGUACAAUGGCACAUUUACCUGAGUCUUGCGAUAUUAAAUGGCACAUAUAGUGGUCACGACCUUGCAGUGCUGCAUGAACGCAGUACACAUGAUUCUCUAGAUAUGAGUCUUUUCGUCCGCUGUGCAAGCUUUUGGAUUUGUGCAUGGACACGUCACAGCGGCAUAAAGGUACCGUUGCAAAAUCUUGGUACAACUUAUGACGAGCAUGGGCAUGCAUCUCAAGUUUCUAAAAUUCUACCUACGUGGACGGGCCUGACUGGUCCCACACUGUAUGAUAAUGGCAUAUACGAUGUUGAUGCACAUGACAUACAGUGGGACAUAUCCGAAGAUGACGCACGAAACGCACUCCGCGAACUCUAUGGUCGAUGUGCUUGGCAUACAAUCGAGAGUCAAGUAAUGUGGAACAUGUAUGUGGCAUUUGAGUAUGCGCUUCUUGAAAAGGAUCCAAGCGAUUUGCGCGUUGAUCUUGUGAAGCAAGUGUACACGGCACGGCUCCAAGUGCCUCACAAGCAGCUGGAGACUACAUUCCAGCGUUUUUCCAGCUUUGUAUCUACUCAUUUGCCUGCAUCAGAAUACGAGUCAGUCAUGACAAGUGCAAAUAAAUUAUACAGUGAUGCUUUGCGGCAAUGGCGUGAGCGGGAAGCUUAUGAUGAAUCUAUCAGCAAUGCAAACAGCACCUUGCAAGCUCACUGGAGUCCGUUUCUUUCUUGGCAAGUACACCGAAUCAAGCAACUCCGCACUUCCAAAGACAAGACACAUCUCGCAACGGAAGAGGAACUGGGCCUGACACUCUACCGGCGUGCUCUUCAUCGUUUUGGUAUGUAUCCGGCGGCGCGAAACGAUACCGAGGCGUCUGAGUACGCGGAUGUACCCCCUACACCUAGCGUGGAAAAGGUUCACAAGCAGAGGCAUGGCCGAAAGAGUCACAAGAUGCAAGAACGUGACCAGGCUCAGGCACGUAUUGAGGCGCGCCCAAGCAUUGCUGCUGCCGAGAGUAUUUGGCUUGAUAUGAUCGCAAUGGUGAACACGCCUCAAGUCGAAGCUGCAUCCCUGCUCCCGAUUUGUGAGCAAGCAACUCGGGUUUUACCGGUCUGUGGACGCCUGUGGGCAGUCUACCUUCGCUCUAUUACGCGUUUCCACCGGCCCAAAUCUCAGGUGCUUGAAAUCUUUGACCUUGUCAUGAAGUCUGAUUGUGUGGGCCGGAUCGCCGGUGGCACCUCACUCCUAGCCCUUUUACAAGCACGUAUUGACUGUGAACGAACUUAUGCGGUGCUUGAGCUCGCCUCUUCUCAAAACAUAGCCCCAGAGCAAGUCGUUCUUGUGGCUGACGUGGACCGAUUCAUGCACAUAUACGAACUUCUCUUACAGUCGAUCUCGGCCAUGAGCAAACUCCCCGAACCCGAACAAGACGCAAGUUUGGCACUUGAGACCUAUGCAAUUGAUUGGAUCGAACGUGCGGCACGCACGUUGGCUGCCAGCGCAGGCGCUGAUGCGGCAGCCGGACUGAAUCCAUUGGCUGAUGAGCUGUGGACACAUACGUUGCAGUUGCAUUCAACGCAUGCGCAAGCCUACGUCCAGGCAGGACAAUAUUACCAACGACAUGACGAUGACAAACGCGCACGGCAGAUCUUCAAGAGUGGCGUCGCGAAGGCUCAGCUGGACAACAAAGCAGCCGUGCUUUCAGCUUGGGUGGCGUUUGAGCAUGCUCGUGGCUCGCCUGCUGAAAUAGAACACGCCGAGGCGAAAGCGAAAGUGGAGCACGAUCGUAUGUGGCGCCAAUGGUACUCGUAUCAAGCACAGCAGGCGAGCACCUCGUGUGUGACUUCGAACACCAAUGCUGCGGUUGUGGCUGCGGCUGCUGAUGCUGAUGCUGACGAGCGCGCAUCGCUUCCUGAAACAGACGUGCUGAAGCGCAAAGCCGAUGACAACAAGGAGGGUGACUGCAACGAUGUUAUUGCCAGUGAAGUUGAAAGCGCGUCGCUUGCAAAGCGUCAAGAAACGCAACAUACACAACCGGCACGCGAUCGUGAAUUCUCGUCGGUUAUGGUGUCGGGUUUGCCGCCAAAUACGACGGAGGCCGAAGUGCGCACAUUCUUUCGUGACUGUGGCAUUAUCUUCGACAUGGUCGGACCGAAACAGAUUGCAACUACGUCGUCCGACACACAGCCCAUGAGCGCAGUUCUCGUGGAGUUCACAGAUCGUGAGGGCGCAAGCGCAGCACGCACCCGCGACAUGAAGCGAAUUGGUGAAAAUGAGGUGCGUGUUUCGCUCUCAUAUGCAUGCACGCUCUACGUGACAAAUUUUCCCCCAGAUACUUCGGACCUAAUGGUGCGUGAACGCUUUCAGAAGUAUGGACCUAUCUUUGAUAUCCGAUGGCCAAGUCGCCGCUUCGUGCAGUCGCGUCGGUUUUGCUACAUCCAGUAUAUGACAGAGUCAUCUGCGCAUGCGGCUCUUGCUGAGCAUGGCGUACAUUGGCAGCCACACCAUGCUUUGCAAGUGUACCUUUCAAAUCCCAUGCUCAAAAAGCAGCGCUCAGAUGCGAAUGCAAAUGACAAAGAGCUUUACAUGACAGGUUUGCCUCGUUCUGCAACAGUAGAGCAAGUACGGCAGUUUUUCGAGCCACAUGCACCAAUUGACGAUGUGCGAAUGCCACUUCGUCCUGACGGCAAGUCACGCGGUAUUGCAUUUAUUCAGUGUCGAACGCCACUCGAUGCGCGCCGGGCAAUGCAAGCCACAAAUAGCACGAAAUUCCACAACCGUCUUGUUGCUGUCACUCUUGCUGACGCUGGGCGCCAGAUGCGUUCGAAAGACACUCUACACGCUUCAAACGAUGCAUGGCGUGCCAAGUCCAUUCAUGUUGCAGGCUUGCCGCCUGAUGCACAGGAACCAUUGAUUCAGCAGGCCGUAGAAGCAGCAGUCGGACCCCGAACUGAGCGGCAGGUCUUUUGGACGCCUGGUCGUCCGCCCAAUGCCCACGGUACAUGUGACAGCAUAGUCGAAAUGGCCGAUGAAGAGGUCGCGGGACGUGCUGCCCUUGUUGCUGAUGCUUUUUAUGGUACUUUGCCACUGACCUUCACCAUGUAUCAAAACUUACCUCCGUCUUCUUCUGCCGCUGGAUCAGUCACGCCAGCAUACUCGGUCGCUCGUCGCGGCAACCAUGGACGCGGACCUCGAGGCGCCUUUGAAUUUUCUCGAGUGCACAAUCCGGAGAAUCAACCUGAUACUGCAACGCCCAAAGGACAAGAUGCGUUCCGUCAAAUGCUUCAUGAGCGUUAA